Molecule: messenger RNA, 1026 nt
Organism: Nerophis lumbriciformis (worm pipefish)
Lineage: Eukaryota; Metazoa; Chordata; Actinopteri; Syngnathiformes; Syngnathidae
Source: RefSeq, a predicted model, not a curated record
AUGCCCUUCAUGCCGGUCAAGUUCACCCUGCAGAAGCGGGUGAAGCUUGCCCAGGGCCUGUGGAUCCUCUACUGGGCAUCGGUCCUGGCCGGCGUCGUCCUCCUGGGGCUGGGCGUCUACUUCAAGGUGGAGCUGCGCAAGCGGAGCGAGCUGAUGGACCAGAGCGAGAGCCACUUGGUGCCCAACCUGUUGAUCCUGGCGGGGCUGCUGGGCGCCGCCCUCAACGCCUUUGGGGGCAAAGUCUGCCACGACUCGCUAGACCCCGUCAAGUACUCCAAAUGGAAGCCGUCGCUGCGCCGCUUCCUGAUCAUUUGCUGUGUCUUCAACCUUCUGCUGCUCGUGCUGGCGCUGCUAUGCUUCCUCAUGCAGUUCGCCGUCUACCUGACGCUGUCGCAGGGCCUGAAGAACAGCAUCCGCUUCUACAAGGACACCGACACGCCGGGGCGCUGUUUCAUGAAGCGCACGCUGGACCUGACGCAGAUCGAGUUCCGCUGCUGCGGCAACGUCAACUACAGGGACUGGUUCGAGGUCCAGUGGAUCAGCAACCGCUACCUGGACAUGAGCAACAUGGAGGUCAAAGAUCGCGUCAUGAGCAAUGUGGAAGGCAAGUUCCUGAUGGACAGCGUCCCGUUCAGCUGCUGCAACCCGGGCUCACCUCGCCCCUGCAUCCAGCACCACCUGACCAACAACUCGGCCCACUACGACUACGAUCACCGCAGCGAGGAGCUCAACAUCUGGACGCGAGGCUGCCGGGAGGCCCUCUUUUCUUACUUCAGCGGCCUCAUGAGCUGCGUGGGCAUCCUGGUGAUCGCCACUGCACUGCUGGAGUGUGCGGACAUGGCGGGCUUGAAAUACCUGAGCACGGCGUUGGACACCAUGGCUGACCCCGAGAACCCCGAGUGCGAGAGCGAAGGCUGGCUGCUGGAGAAGGGCGUCAAGGAGACGUUGACCGAGACGCUGGCCAAAAUCAAGACGCUGGGAAAGUCCAACCAUGUGGACGAGGGUGGGGACCAAGACGCCGGCUGA